Messenger RNA from Gongylonema pulchrum, 1020 nucleotides. The record is from the annotation of a GenBank genome assembly. Lineage: Eukaryota; Metazoa; Nematoda; Chromadorea; Rhabditida; Gongylonematidae.
AUGGCUGCGACAAUACUUCACAUCUCUCUUCUGGUUCAUUUCCUUUUAACUAAUUUUCCUCCAACAAUAGCUUGGAAUGGAACAACUCCGGUACAAGAAGAAAGUUACUUCCAAUCUCAAGCUUUGCCAAUUCCCAACAGUUUCACGAAUUUGUCUGACACAAGUUUCGGAUCGCCAAACUUGGCAGUUGAUACAGCCCAGCAGUACAUUGAAUACGAAGGUGAUGUGAAUAUAGAAGCGUUGAUUAUUCCGGAAUUUUUCCCUUAUAACGCAGAUUUCGAGAUGCCAGAAAUUUUGACUGAUGUCUUCCAUCAACAAGGACGGGAUAUCGAUGGCGCGCAUUCUGCCUGUGUCCCGAAUAUUCAGGUAUCACAGGUAUCAAACGCGGAAAAUGUUAAUCCUGAAACUUCAAAUAAUGCGGGAAACUUCCUGGUUUGGAAUGUUAGUUCGCUUUUAAACCAACCUGAAAACGAAUUGCCUGAAAUGGAUCUUCUCAAAAGCUGGUCGGAAAUUACUGUCGGGGAAAUUAUUAGUGAGCAGCAGCACAUGAAUUCAUACGAUUCGUAUGGCACGCAAACUGUUAGAACUCCUAGAUCGAAUGAAAUGAGUUCUGAGCGACCAAACAUGGUGACCGAAACAAAUCAGCUAGUAAAUGCACUGCACCAACGAGGACACAUCGACAGCGCGCACGCUGUUUAUCGUCCAGUUAUCCGAAGAGCAGAAACACUGAAUCCCGAACAUUUUAAUCCUCCAAAUGUCAGGGGGAGUUUUUUGCUGAGUGGAAGUAGUUCGCUUGUAACUCAAUUCGAAAAUCGUUUACCUGAAAAAGAGUUCCACAAAAGUGAGCCGGUUAUGACUGCGGGAAAAAUUAUUGAUGAACAACAACAUACAAGCCCAUCGGAUGCGUACAGUGGUCAAACUGUUACAGUUUUUAGGUGCAAGCGGGAAUCAGCACAAGCAUUUCCAAAGGCCAGUUACCAAUGCAGCAUUGUCAGUUGCAACCAGAGCAUGGAAUCAUUU